Rubroshorea leprosula is the source of this 581-nucleotide messenger RNA. Lineage: Eukaryota; Viridiplantae; Streptophyta; Magnoliopsida; Malvales; Dipterocarpaceae. The record is from the annotation of a GenBank genome assembly.
ACUUGAAACAAAGAAAGAACCUCCAAACUCCCUGAACUCUUCCCCUUUCAUUCACAUUUUCCCUCAUUUUCUGUCUUGCCAAACACAACCCAUCAAGAAAAGAGAGAAGAUGAAGAAUAGCAGCAGAAGCUCUAGUACUCAAACCAUGAGAGACUCAAAGAAGAAGAUGUCAUGCAGAAGGCUAGGAGGGUAUCUUAGAGAGCAAAAGGGAAAGCUUUACAUUAUCCAAAGAUGUGUGGUCAUGCUCCUUUGCUGGCAUGACUAAGCUAGCUUAAUCAAUCUUUUCUUGAAGGAAAUUAUACAUCAAGCUUUCUGGGGUUUUUCCCUUCUCAGUUCCUAAUUGUACAUAUCAAGAGAAAAAAUAUGUUAGGGAUCAAUGUUAAUUUCCUUUUUGCUAGUUAUGAAGAUGGGAAAAAAUACAUAUAUUCCAUCUAUGAUCUUCAAAGUUACUACUUUUCCUUUGAUGAUCAAUGUUUUAAAUUUUGUGUUAUAAUUUUAUAUCAUGGGUUCCUGGAUUUUGAUCUCUGAUUAAUUUUGUAUAUACUUACAAAUUAUCUCGAUUAUAAAUAUUGAAGGCUAUA